Messenger RNA from Daucus carota subsp. sativus, 1095 nucleotides. RefSeq names its product probable glutathione S-transferase. The record is from RefSeq and is a predicted model, not a curated record. Gene Ontology annotation, molecular function: glutathione transferase activity. Gene Ontology annotation, biological process: glutathione metabolic process. NCBI's taxonomy places the organism in Eukaryota, Viridiplantae, Streptophyta, Magnoliopsida, Apiales, Apiaceae. The transcript is spliced from 2 exons. The coding region runs from base 115 to 768 and encodes 217 amino acids. Gene Ontology annotation, cellular component: cytoplasm.
UAACAAACGACCAGCAAGUUGAUCGGAUUACUAAACAAAAGACCAGCAAGCCCUUUAAGUAACAAAAGACCUGUUAUAACAGCAGAGUGCACCCCUGUGAACAAGAGUGUAAAAAUGACCAAUCAAGAAGUGAAGCUUUUUGGUGUCUGGGAAAGCCCCUUCAGCAAAAGAGUAGAAAUUGCUCUAAAAAUCAAGGGAGUGGAAUAUGAAAAUGUUGAGGAAGAUCUUUCUAACAAGAGCCCUCAACUUCUCAAGUACAACCCUGUACAUCAAAAGGUUCCUGUUCUGUUGCACAAUGGAAAACCUAUUGUCGAGUCACUACUCAUCCUCGAAUACAUCGAUGAGACCUGGAAAUCGGGUCCUUCCAUUUUACCUAGCGAUCCUUAUGAACGUGCCACUUCACGUUUUUGGGCCAAUUUGUUAGAUGAUAAGUUGAUUCCUGCGGCGAUGAAGUUUAUCAAAAGCAAAGGCAAGGAACAAGAGGUCAUUGAUGAAAUAUGUGAGCUGCUAAGUAAACUAGAGAAUGAACUCGGAGACAAGAAGUUCUUUGCAGGUGAGAGUAUUGGGCUAGUUGACAUUGCAGCUAAUAUUGUAGCUCUCUGGCUUGAUGUUAUUCAAGAAGCUGUUGGUACGAAGAUUUUUACGAAGGAGGCCUACCCGAAAUUAUUCAAAUGGAUUGAUGAGUACAUGAAUUGCAGCGUUAUAAAAGAGACUUUGCCUCUUAAAGCUGAUUUACUCGUCCACUUUGCCCAGUCCGGCCAUGCAUAGAUCUGGUGUGGAUGCUCUUCCACUUGCUCCGCGGAUGGAAUAGUCAUGUUCUACGACAAACUAUCGUUUGAAUGCUUUUUAUGAUUGUUUUUAGUGAUUUAUGCUUGUAUGUUAGUAGCACGGACCUAAGUCCAAGUCCAAGGUCUGAAAUUCAGGAGGGCAGAAUCUUAUCAAGUGUUCUCAGAUCUUUAACUCCAUGUUUGGAGUUUUUACCUUGUAAUUUAUAGAUCUUAUUAUUCAAACCGAGUCACUCGAGCUCUGAUGUUUGAUUUCUGCAUCUUCACUUUUGUACAUCUGUUCACUUCAAUCAUACAAAAAAUUUGAUAU